AUGUAUAAAGGAUUAGAAGAAGUUGUUUUGCAUGGAGAAACUACUCCUUCGUCUCAAGGAAAGAGAAUUAUUCUACCGUCAAGCUUCACAGGUGGUGCACGAUACAUGCUUCAAAAUUAUCAAGAUACUAUGGCGAUAUGCAAAUGGGCUUGGUACCCUGAUCUUUUUAUCACUUUCACUUGCAAUCCGAAAUUGAAAACUAUUUAUUUAUCCAAUAAAUUUAUUUUGCUUCUUCGUGCGGUGAUUUAUACAAUUGAGUUCCAAAAGCGAGGGUUGCCUCAUGCUCAUAUAUUGCUCUUUCUUCAUGAGCAUAACAAAUAUCCAACUACUGUUGAUAUUGAUCAAAUAAUAACAGCAGAAAUUCCAAAUGAAGCAGUUGAUCCUCAUUAUUAUAGGGCCGUGAAAAGUUUCAUGAUGCACGACUCAUGUGGUUCUGCCAGAAAAUCUUCCCCUUGCAUGCAGAAUGGGAGAUGUACAAAGUGCUUUCCAAAAAAGUUUACUGAGCCAACCACAAUUGAUGAAGAUGAUUAUCCUAUUUAUAGGAGAAAGGAUAAUGGAAGAACUAUCAAGAAGGAUGGUAUUGACUUGGACAACAGGUAUGUGGUGCCACACAAUCGUUUCUUAUUAUUGAAAUAUGGUGCUCACAUCAAUGUGGAGUGGUGCAAUCAAUCGAGAUCAAUUAAGUACUUAUUUCAAUAUGUUAACAAAGGAAAUGAUCGUGCCACUGCUGCUUUUUCUAGAAGUGUGCAAGAGGAGGGUUCAUCGGUUGUUGAUGAAAUUAAUAUGUACUAUCAUUGUCGAUACAUAUCACCUUGUGAAGCUGCUUGGAGAAUAUUCAAGUUUCCUAUUCACUAUAGACAACCUUCAGUGGAAAGACUAUCAUUUCAUCUUCCAAAUGAACAACAUGUCAUAUUCUCUGAUGAUGAUCAGAUUGAUGAUGUUGCCAAUAGACCCACUCUAUUCAAGUUCCACAAUAUUUAUGUUCUUUCAGAGGCGGAGCUAACAGAUGAUGAAUUGAAAAAUUGUUGCUUACAAAAGUUGGAAAUUUUUUUGAAAGGUUGCGGAAGAAGUUUUCAGGAUUUUCCAAUAAUGCCAAAACCUCUUUACAGUGAGGGAGAAGGUGACCAUAGCAAUAGAUUAAUCCAUGAUGAAUUGUGUUACAAUAGAUGCUCAAUGUUAGAGGAACAUCAACAAUUAUUAAGGAAUUUGACGGCUGAACAAAAGUCAGUUUAUGAGAAAAUUAUGGCAGCAGUGAUUGAGGCCAAAGGUGGAUUGUUCUUUUCAUAUGGUUAUGAAGGAAUUGACAAGACAUUUAUUUGGAAGACUCUAUCUUCAGUGCAUUCGAGAUUUGCAAUUCCUCUCAAUCCAAUUGAAGAUUCAACAUGCAAUAUAAAGCAAGGUAGUCCUUUAGCAAAAUUGAUCGUUAAGGCAAAGUUGAUUAUUUGGGAUGAGGCACCGAUGAUGCAUAGAUACUGUUUCGAAGCUCUUGAUCAAACUCUUAGAGAUAUUCUUAGAUUUAAAGACACAUCCAGUCUAGAUCGACCAUUUGGAGGUAAAACAGUUGUUCUUGGUGGUGACUUCAGAGAAAUUUUGCCAGUCAUUACAAAAGGUACUCGGCAAGAUAUUGUUAAUGCUUCUCUAAACUCUUCAUAUUUAUGGCCCCACUGUGAAAUCUUAAAACUAACAAGGAAUAUGAGAUUGCAAGGAAAUCAGUUAGGGCCACAUUUAGAUGAGUUAAAAGAAUUUUCAGACUGGAUUUUGGCAAUUGGUGACGGAAGAAUUGGAAGUUCUACUGAUGGAAUUAAAAAGGUUCGAAUCCCCGAUGAUCUUCUCAUACAUAAUUGUGAUGAUCCAAUAUCUGCAAUUGUAGAAAGUACUUAUCCUGAUUUCUUUAAACAUUACAAUGACAUGAUUACCUCCAAAGAAGAGCAAUUCUCGCUCCGACUCUUGACAUGGUGGAAUCUAUCAAUGACUUUGGACCACGUACAUACACUAGAAUUGCUAAAUAGUAUUAAAUGUUCUGGAGUUCCAAAUCACUCCAUUACUCUAAAGGUUGGUGUUCCUGUGAUGUUACUGAAAAAAAUAGAUCAGUCAUCGGGAUUAUGCAAUGGUACAAGAUUGAUCAUCACAAAACUUGAAAAUCGAGUUAUUGAAGCCAAGGUUUUAUCAGUUCACCAGAGGUUUAUCACUACAAAGGGUGAUAAGCUUGCUCAAGGAGUCACCGGUUUGAUUCAGUCGCAUAUUAGUCCUCCGUCGUUUUUGUGGCAUAAUCCACAAAGUUCCAAGCUUUUUGAUGUAGAGUUGAUUAGUCAAAGUUUCAUUCCGAGGGAUUUUGGGAUAGCUGUGGAUAACACUGCCAUUUCAGGGGUUUCUGCAAUUUUUGAUAUUGGGAAUAGAUUAGGGUAG
This is a messenger RNA of Nicotiana attenuata, 2406 nucleotides long. RefSeq lists its product as uncharacterized. Lineage: Eukaryota; Viridiplantae; Streptophyta; Magnoliopsida; Solanales; Solanaceae. Gene Ontology annotation, molecular function: DNA helicase activity. The transcript has 6 exons. The record is from RefSeq and is a predicted model, not a curated record. Bases 1 to 2406 code for a protein of 801 amino acids. Gene Ontology annotation, biological process: DNA repair; telomere maintenance.